AAAAAAAAAAAAAAAAAUCCCAAAUCCCAACAAAAAAAAAAAACAAGGUGACAAAGAACAGACGCACACGCGGCACACAGAUACCGAUUUAUAUAAAGAGCGAAAAAGCCAACCCCAAACCCAAUCAAGACGACACCGUUUCAUCUUCAUCGCCUACCUCCCUUGUUUUUCCCAUCUGCUACUGUUGGAUGAGCUUAUAGUUUUAUACUUUGUGGUUUGAGAGUGGAAAUUGCUAAUUUCCUCACAUCUAGUGGUGCCGAGUAAUUUAAGUUGUUCAUUACAAGUUGACGAGUCUUUAGGAAAAGAUAACAUUUGUUUCAGCAAAGUUGGGACUGGGAUGUAAACACAGUAUACUUGUUAUACAAGUCUAUGUUUUCCUUAUUCCUUACUGGGUUGGUGGACUUAGAUGGGUGUUCCCUCAACGGAACUACAUUGUGAAGGAACUGAUACUUGUCCAUUAUUGAUGGAGCGACCAGAACACACGGAUAGUAGUGAGCACAUUAUUGACAUAACUGGGAGUGAUAAUGCUUCCCCAUCUAGCUUGCCUCAUGAUAGACAUUCUAAUACCAUAAAUGCAUCACAACUUGAAGACAGACCUUCAAGUAUCGUGAGAGCUCCCAUUUCUCAACCCACAAUUUCUUCCACGAAUGGAUCAAAUUCUAGGAAUUCCUCAUUCAUAAGGAGAGGGGAAGCCCGUCGGCGUAGGAGUCCUUUGAAUUCUGGGUUAUGGAUAUCUAUUGAACUAGUUCUCACUGUGAGCCAGAUUGUUGCAUCUGUUGUUGUUUUGUCUGUGUCAAGGAAUGAGCAUCCACAUGCACCAUUGUUUGCAUGGAUUGUCGGAUAUGCAUCUGGAUGUGUUGCCACCCUCCCACUUCUUUAUUGGCGCUAUCGUCAUCGUAACCAGGCUUCAGAGCAAGAUUCGUCUCAAGCCCGUCAGGCUUCUUCUCAGAUUAAUGUUCCUGCAGGGCCAUUUUCUCUGUCUGUUACUAGGAAUGCAGAAGGAGAAAAUCUUCAGUCUGCUGUUGGAUCCCCUGGAAGCAAUCAACAUUCAGGCAUAUUGAGUGCAAGCAGGAUCAAGGUACUAGUGGAAUACUUUAAAAUGGCCUUGGAUUGCUUCUUUGCGGUUUGGUUUGUGGUUGGCAAUGUAUGGAUCUUUGGAGGUCACUCAUCUGCUGACGGGGCUCCUAAUUUGUACAGGUUAUGUAUAGUGUUUCUUACCUUCAGCUGUAUUGGAUAUGCUAUGCCCUUCAUUUUAUGUGCUACAAUCUGCUGUUGUCUGCCUUGUAUAAUUUCCGUCCUUGGGUUUAGAGAGGAUCUGGGACAGACUAGAGGUGCCACCACUGAAUCCAUUGAUUCUCUUCCAACAUACAAGUUCAAGUUGAAGAAAAGUAGAAGUGGUAAUGAUAGAGAAAGCAACUCAGGUGUCAAUGAAGGUGGAGUUGUGGCUGCAGGAACUGAAAAGGAGCGCGUGAUCUCUGGGGAAGAUGCUGUUUGUUGCAUCUGCUUGGGAAAAUAUGCAAACAAUGAUGAGCUAAGAGAGUUGCCAUGUUCCCAUUUUUUCCACAAAGAGUGUGUCGACAAGUGGUUGAGGAUCAAUGCGUUAUGUCCCCUUUGCAAGAGUGAGGUGGGUGGGAGCCUUUUGGGUUCACUCUCUGGGGCUAAUGGCAGCCAAAAUCGGGGUUGAAAUCAGGAUAGGGAAUGGCUUGGUGAGCGAUGAUCUGAAAGGCUAUAUAAUUUGACCGAUGAGACUAAUAUCCAUAUGAACUGCUGCUUUAUGCACUUCCAGAUGGAUGGAUGGAUGAAUGGCCAAAUUCCCCAUUUUAUUCUUUCAGCUUGGUUUUUCCCAGACCCCGUUUUGGAUGAGAUGUAGCUUUUGCUAGAUAAUGGAAAUUACCUCUGGCAGCCUCUGCUUUACAGCAUCAAGCAGUAGCCAUAAGGAGCACUUUUAUCUCUCAGUAAAAAUGAAAAUGAUAUUAUGUAAUUAUGAUAGGGAUGUGUAGAACAGACUUGUCGCAAGAUGGUAAUAGAUUGUUUCCUGCUUAUAUAUUUAUUUUCCUAUAAA
Quercus robur (English oak) is the source of this 2062-nucleotide messenger RNA. RefSeq names its product E3 ubiquitin-protein ligase At1g63170. The record is from RefSeq and is a predicted model, not a curated record. Bases 407 to 1684 code for a protein of 425 amino acids. The transcript is spliced from 6 exons. NCBI's taxonomy places the organism in Eukaryota, Viridiplantae, Streptophyta, Magnoliopsida, Fagales, Fagaceae. Gene Ontology annotation, molecular function: zinc ion binding.